This is a messenger RNA of Funneliformis mosseae, 267 nucleotides long. The record is from the annotation of a GenBank genome assembly. NCBI's taxonomy places the organism in Eukaryota, Fungi, Glomeromycota, Glomeromycetes, Glomerales, Glomeraceae.
AAGAAAGGCCUCAAGUUUUCGACUCUGAUAUUCAGCCAUGUAGUAGUUUAACAUCUGAAGUUAGUAAGAACGUCAACCUAGGUUGUCCUACCUCCAAAUCAGUGAUCCAUAAUCAAAAGAGAGUUUCUAGAGCUGGUCAUGUGUCUGAAAUUUCUGAGACAGCCCAUUCUGAAAAAAUCUUGCCUGAAGUAAAUACACCUCAAAUCACUCCAGUUAAAGCAGAUGAUAAUGAUCUCACGGAUCUUAAGGAGGAAGAUUUCUGUGAUG